CACGCAUGCGCCCGGGGUAGUUGCCUGUCCACAUUACCCGCCUGGCGCCGGGAGGAGGAGCUUACGCUGCCGCUGCCACCUCCACUUCGUCCCGGCUGGCGCUUGGUCGUCUGUCCUCGCCCGGGCCCAGCCGCGCUGCGCUCCUCAUGAGCGGCGGCGGCUGAGGAAGCUUCGCCCCAAGCGGAGGUGAGGUUCAAAUUGCCAAACACAGGUUUUCUUUUCACUUUUGAAGCAUUCUGGUUGAUCAUCUUUUCAUCCUUAAGCACCUCCAGAUUAAUUUACUAGUUUCGGAACCAUGGCAACAGAAGAAAAGAAACCAGAGGCAGAAGCCACAAAAACACAGUCUACACCUUCUUCAUCAACCAAUCAGAGCAAGCCUGCACCUGUAAAGCCAAACUACGCAUUAAAGUUCACACUAGCAGGACACACUAAAGCUGUAUCUUCAGUAAAAUUUAGUCCAAAUGGAGAAUGGUUAGCAAGUUCUUCUGCAGAUAAGCUCAUUAAAAUUUGGGGAGCAUAUGAUGGAAAAUUUGAGAAAACAGUAUCUGGACACAAACUGGGAAUCUCAGAUGUUGCUUGGUCUUCAGACUCCAAUCUUCUUGUGUCUGCUUCUGAUGAUAAAACGCUUAAGAUAUGGGAUGUUAGCUCUGGGAAGUGUCUGAAAACGCUGAAGGGUCACAGUAAUUAUGUCUUUUGUUGCAACUUUAAUCCCCAAUCCAAUCUCAUCGUUUCAGGCUCUUUUGAUGAAAGUGUAAGGAUAUGGGAUGUGAAAACAGGAAAGUGCCUCAAGACUUUACCUGCUCAUUCUGAUCCAGUUUCAGCUGUUCAUUUUAAUCGCGAUGGAUCCUUGAUAGUGUCAAGUAGUUAUGAUGGUCUCUGUCGAAUUUGGGAUACAGCAUCAGGCCAAUGUUUAAAAACACUUAUUGAUGAUGAUAAUCCUCCUGUGUCUUUUGUGAAAUUCUCUCCAAAUGGUAAAUAUAUUCUUGCUGCAACUCUGGACAACACUCUUAAGCUAUGGGACUACAGCAAAGGGAAGUGCCUGAAGACAUACACUGGUCACAAGAAUGAGAAAUACUGCAUUUUUGCUAAUUUUUCAGUAACUGGUGGAAAGUGGAUUGUGUCUGGGUCAGAAGAUAACCUGGUUUACAUUUGGAACCUUCAGACAAAAGAGAUUGUACAGAAAUUACAAGGCCAUACAGAUGUUGUGAUUUCAACAGCUUGUCACCCUACGGAAAACAUCAUUGCAUCAGCUGCGUUAGAAAAUGACAAAACGAUUAAACUCUGGAAGAGUGACUGUUAAGCCCUUUUGAUGUUAGAGACUCUAUCAAGAAGUAGAUCCUAUGAGGCAAGAAACGAAAAUAUUUGAGAAUGGUUUCUUGGCCUAAAGGAAAAUCCCCUUUUUUUUCUUCCCUGAAAUGGGUAGCCUGUGAGAAGAGGCAGCAUCUGCCUUAUUUGACAAAUGAAUCCUUUUCUUAUUUUUUUUGUUAAGGGGAAAAAAUUUGCUUGUAUUACUAGAAGGUCCCAAAAGACUUUGGUGAUGCUUCUUGCCAACUCUCCCGAUGCUGUCAAAGGAAGAGUUUCAAUCUAUAUUGUGUAUAAAUAGAGUCAGCAAAAACCUGAAUUUUUAAUUUUUUUAUUACAGAAGGAUAAAUUUCAUUUCAUCAAUGAAUUUCUCCUCAACUAAGUGUUCUGUAAUUUUUUUAAAGAUAUCACUUACACUUACCCACUUCUAACUCUGUGACCAAAUACAGCCAUGUAAGUUUUUGGCUUUCUAUCCCCCAGUUUCACUGACCUUGUAGUGAAAUAUCUUUUAAUCUUCUGUAUAGUUUUACCUCUUGCUAUGUAUGUUUAAUAGAUACUAUUAUAUCACAAGUUGUCUACUCCCUCUCCCCUCCCUUCCCCCAACCAUUAAUUCCUGCUUGUAGAAGUUUGCAGCACAUUUUCAAGUCUUUCUGGGGAAAACAAAACAAAACUCAGAACAUUGUAAAGUUUUUUCAAUGUAAAGACAAUUUUGUAUCUUUAAAGUUCAUAGUAUGGAACUGUUAAUGGCAUGACUGUAUACUUCAGCCUCAAUAUUUUCCCGUUUGUCACACUAUUGUUUACACAUCUGACAGUACCAUGUGCUGUAAUAAAAAGGUGGGAUUUUGUGUA
Monodelphis domestica (gray short-tailed opossum) is the source of this 2151-nucleotide messenger RNA. RefSeq names its product WD repeat domain 5 (gene WDR5). Gene Ontology annotation, cellular component: Set1C/COMPASS complex. Gene Ontology annotation, molecular function: histone binding. The record is from RefSeq and is a predicted model, not a curated record. NCBI's taxonomy places the organism in Eukaryota, Metazoa, Chordata, Mammalia, Didelphimorphia, Didelphidae.